AUGGGGCGGAUGCAAUGCUCGAUCUGCCCUGAUCUACAGAAUGAGGCUGCAUGGUCAGACUUGCAUUUCUUUGUCUGCCGAGUCUCCCAAUCAGUCUACACUUCUGAAUGGGGUUACUCCAAGUCUCUCAGAUCAACCCCUCGUCGAAUCUUCAAACCCGGUUCCUUUCAAUGUAUCAUGCGCAUCACUCGUCAUAUGCAAAUGAGAAGAGGAUGCUCCAAGAUCAAACCUCGCAAAUCUAGCCUCAAUGUGAGACAUUGCGUGCUAUCGUCUGUGAUUGGAUUGUUCAUAAUGCAGCGACUUGGCUCACCGCCAUCUCAACAGUGGAAAGGAGGGCAUCCUGUUCGUUCUAUAGCCUCACACAUGGAACGAAGGCAAAUGUGCAAUCACUAA
This is a messenger RNA of Fusarium verticillioides 7600, 393 nucleotides long. RefSeq lists its product as hypothetical. The record is from RefSeq and is a predicted model, not a curated record. The transcript has a single exon. The coding region runs from base 1 to 393 and encodes 130 amino acids. NCBI's taxonomy places the organism in Eukaryota, Fungi, Ascomycota, Sordariomycetes, Hypocreales, Nectriaceae.